Haemonchus placei is the source of this 885-nucleotide messenger RNA. The record is from the annotation of a GenBank genome assembly. NCBI's taxonomy places the organism in Eukaryota, Metazoa, Nematoda, Chromadorea, Rhabditida, Trichostrongylidae.
AUGGAUGUGGAGGUGACAUUGAGUUCGUCGCCCUCCUACUCUUUCACGAUUUCGGCAGGCUGUGAUCGUGGUGAUCGAACCACCAUGGAAGAUCGAAUAUGCGUUCACAAGGGGUUCGCGAAAGACGGCACGCUCGAUUUCCUUCUGCUCGGGCUGUUCGACGGCCAUGCUGGUGAUGAAGCUGCACAGUGCGCCAAGGAAAUUCUACCGAUCAAGGUGGACAAGCUGCUUCGACGUGGUUGGAGUGAGGAAAAAGCUCUACGACAGGCGUUUCACGACACCAAUGAGCAAAUGCUGCAAGAAAUGAAUUCUUGGGCACCAUCGGGAUCCACUCCUUCACGAGCCGGCACAACCGCUUGCGUUGGUCUGCUACGCAAAGGACGAUUAUGGACAGCAAAUUGUGGAGAUUCGACCUGUGUGUUGGGGGUCCGCGUUGGAGAGGGCUCUUCAUGGUAUCCAGCCGGUAUCCGAGCAACUUCACCUCAUUCAUUGAAUGCACAGGAACGGGCGAGAAUUGCCAGAGAUGGUGGUCAGGUGGCAAUAGACAGUCGAGGAGAUGCCCGAGUGGUGUUCAGUUGGUGCAAGCGCCACUGCUGGGCACGGCAAUCACGCUGUUCUCAUCGCAAAUCGCAUCUACCGUGCCUGAACAUUACGCGAUCUCUCGGAGACUUUUGGUCGUUUUCGAGCGAUACGGGUCGUUUCGCGAUUUCUUGCGAUCCUGACAUCCGGUCGUUCUCCAUCGCUGACGACAACAUCUUCGCCUUAUGCCUUCAUUCCGAUGGAAUUGCUCUCUCACCUGGCCACAUCGUAAAGACGAUGAAUUUGACGUCUUCCGAGGACAAGGUAGUGGUAUUGAUAUUUGGUGAAAAGCCCAAUUAUCUAUAA